Messenger RNA from Aphis gossypii (cotton aphid), 900 nucleotides. RefSeq lists its product as uncharacterized. The coding region runs from base 1 to 900 and encodes 299 amino acids. Lineage: Eukaryota; Metazoa; Arthropoda; Insecta; Hemiptera; Aphididae. The transcript has 2 exons. The record is from RefSeq and is a predicted model, not a curated record.
AUGGGACGUCCGAGUAAACGUACACAAAAUAAAAAAGAAGCAAUAAAAAUAUCACGCGAAAACAUUGUUCUUCAUUUGCAAGAACUUGAAAAGGAUAAAUUGAGAAAACAAUUAAGCCGUGCGUCUGAUGAUAUUGUUGCUACAAAUCAAAGAAAAUUUUUAAAUUUAAAAAGUACAAUAAAACGAUUGAAAGACCCAGUUUUAAAGAAAGCUAAUCAGAUCGCCAGCCGUAAGAGCAUGUUGAAACGACUGCAAGAUCCGGAUGUUAAAAAAGCCAACCAGAUCGCCAGUCGUAAGAGCAUGUUGAAACGACUGCAAGAUCCGGAUGUUAAAAAAGCCAACCAGAUCGCCAGUCGUAAGAGCAUGUUGAAACGACUGCAAGAUCCGGUUGUUAAAAAAGCAAACCAGAUCGCCAGUCGUAAGAGCAUGUUGAAACGACUGCAAGAUCCGGUUGUUAAAAAAGCAAACCAGAUCGCCAGUCGUAAGAGCAUGUUGAAACGACUGCAAGAUCCGGUUGUUAAAAAAGCAAACCAGAUCGCCAGUCGUAAGAGCAUGUUGAAACGACUGCAAGAUCCGGUUGUUAAAAAAGCAAACCAGAUCGCCAGUCGUAAGAGCAUGUUGAAACGAUUGCAAGAUCCAGUUAUAAAAAAUGCAAACAAGGUUGCCAGUGUGAAGAACAGAUUGAAACGAAUGGAAAAUCCAGUUUUCAAAAAAACAUAUCAAAUUCAAAAUGUUCGAAACAUGAGAAAGCGAAGAUUACCAUCAGAUAGUAGCCUAUGUCAAAAUAAAAAUGUUAUUCGUGUCAUAGAUUACGUUUCCCAUCCAGUGUCAAUAAAUGCAACUCUGAUAUCUUCAGUCGAUUGGGGAUGUCAAUUCCAAGUGAUGCCAAGAAUACUGUGA